Dipodomys ordii (Ord's kangaroo rat) is the source of this 1733-nucleotide messenger RNA. It is a transcript of the gene Cfap210, whose product is annotated as coiled-coil domain containing 173. The transcript is spliced from 9 exons. Lineage: Eukaryota; Metazoa; Chordata; Mammalia; Rodentia; Heteromyidae. Bases 50 to 1708 code for a protein of 552 amino acids. The record is from RefSeq and is a predicted model, not a curated record.
UUCAGGCGGCUGGACUCUGCUGGGCGAUAUAGUCUGGUACCCAAAUCUGAUGUUUGGGGAGCAGAUGCUGGUGCGGUUCGGAAGGCGCUCCGGACAAGCCAGGAAGGUGCUUGAAAUAAGGAAUUCUGGAGAAGAUGGAAUUUCCUACCCGCCUCUUUUACCUAGCAAGGUAGAUCUUCAGCAAGUGACCAUAAUUCCUCACAAUGAAUGGAAAAGAAUUCAGGAUAGCCUUGACGGUUUGACAAGAAAAGCAGCAGCUCUUCGUGCAGAAAGAAAGGCGAAGAAAGAUAUGCAUUUGCAAUCUCAAAAUGUAGUAAAACACUGGACUAACACAUAUGCAGGGAUGAGGGAGCAGAAACUUAAAGCCAAAAAGAAGCGUGAUGAAGAAAUUGAGGCAGAAAGACAAAUCAUUGAUCUGGACGAAGAAAUAUACAAACAAGGAGAAAGGAAAAAGGCCAUUGAAAAAGCAAAGCAAACUCAGUUGUAUCAGACAGAAAGAAUGAAAAACUUUCAUUCAGGACUGCUUCUCAGUAGAGUUGUAACUGAACGUGCAGCCCAGAUUGAAUUCCAAAAGAACAACAUAAAAUCAGAUAAAAAAUGGGAGGAACAAUUGAAACUCAAUGUUGAAAAAGCUUUUAAAGAAGAGCAAGAAAAAGUAGAAAAACAACGUAGAGAAAGAAUAGCUCUUGCCAAAGAUCACCUAAAACAAAUGAAGGAACGAAAAGAUGAAGAAGAAGAAAGGAGAAAAUGUGAAGAAAAAGAUGCCGAGGAAAUGAAGCGACAGAAUUUACUGUAUGAAAUAGAAAUUAAAAAAAAAGCAAUCAAGAGAAAAGAAGAGAUAGAUGAAAGCAGGAGACUAUUUUUGGAACAUAUGAAUGAUAAAAAUAUCAUUAAAGCUGUAGAACAACAGCAGCAGGAAGAGGAAGAUGAAAAGAUUAGAAAAAUGAUCAUAGCAAAAAAGCGCCUUAUACAAAUGCGACGAGACAAAGAAGCUGAAACGCACAGGCUAAUGGAAGAGCGGAGAAAAAGAAUAAAUAACUUCCUGAGUGAACUAAUGAAAAAGAAACUUGAUAAUGAAGAUUUGAUUUUUGCUAGAGAUAGUGUAGAAGCUGAGACUGAGUUGGAAAAAAGAGAAAAGGAAAAGAAGGAAAAAACUGAAGCAGAAAUAAAAGCAAUUGCAGAAUAUAGAGACACUGUGAUGAAAAACAAAGAGGAAGAAGAAAGACAACGAAAAAUAGAAUUCAAAGAGUACUUGGAGGCUGUCAAAAAAGCAGAUGAGAUUUAUUUGGAGCAGGAAAAAGAGAAAAAAAACAAAGCUAGUAAAAAACUCCAAGAUCUUCAAGAUGACCAUAUUCAACGAAUGGCUAAACGUAAGUUUAAUGCAAAACAAGCAAAAGAAGAAGAACUCAAUUACUACAGAUGUACCAAUGCUCUUAUGGCUGAAAAGGAGAAGGAUUUUCAGGAUUAUGCCAGAGAAGUGAUUAAAUUUGAAUCGGAAUCAGCAAAUAAAUGCAUUUAUCCUCUUGUAAAAGCUGUACAGGAAGGACCUGGAGGCGGCCAUGGACCACCUCUUAUGGAAAGAGGAGGAUUAAGACCAAGCUAUCAGGCAAAUGAUAUUACUGGAGUCCAGCUUCCUUUUUACAACUCUCAGGGAACAAAAUAUGAUUUUCAGAAAUCUAAGGGAAGGCUAGGUUUUACUUAUUUUUAAGAUUGACAGAAUUUAUUGUAGUAAA